This is a messenger RNA of Fusarium proliferatum ET1, 1092 nucleotides long. RefSeq lists its product as uncharacterized. Lineage: Eukaryota; Fungi; Ascomycota; Sordariomycetes; Hypocreales; Nectriaceae. The transcript has 2 exons. The record is from RefSeq and is a predicted model, not a curated record. Bases 1 to 1092 code for a protein of 363 amino acids.
AUGGGUAUCGAAGCACUCGAUUUCCCCCAAAUGUGGGAACGUCCCAGUUACACUCAACUAGCAGACAUUCUCCAGAGUCUCGAACUUAGCCCUCCAAUCUGGAACCACAAGCGCCGUCGCUCUGAGAUCAUCGAGGAGCAAGAAUCUCUCGCCAGCCAGCGCAAGGCAGAAGUCACUCGGUAUCUCUCCUCUAUCAUCAAGAGCCCCUUGUCAUGGAUCGACGACGAUGAUGAAAAGGAGGUUCUCUGGACGCAGGCAAGCAAGCGCAUGUCGGAGCGGUGUGGACGCACAGCUAUGGGAGAGGUUAUUCGCAGGUGGCCUUUUGGAGAGGGGAACGAUGAGUUCGAGUUGAUCAUUCGAGAACCGGCGCUCACAGGAGAUUCUUUGGGUUUCAAGACUUGGGGGUCUUCAUAUGUGCUAUCGCAGCAUCUUCCUCGCAUGGCGGAGACAUCUCUAUUUCGAUUAUUCGAUGAGACGUUGGGCCAACCACGACCUGAUGUCCUUGAACUCGGUUCUGGGACUGGACUCUUGGGCCUUGCUGCAGCAGCUCUAUGGAAAGUCCCCGUAGCACUCAGUGAUCUUCCAAACAUCGUUCCAAAUCUCAGAGAGAACGUGGCCAAGAACACUGAGCUUGUCAAGUCUCGUGGGGGAUCGCUCACAGUUGGCGAUCUCACCUGGGGAGGGAGCGAAGACGAGGUCGAUCAGACCCUGUUUGGGCAACCGAAUCAGUUCAAGAUUGUCCUCGCGGCUGAUCCCAUGUACGACGAUGAACACCCAGCGCUUCUCGCCUCAGCCAUCAGCGACCACCUUGCUCUUGGCUCCGAUUCACGCGCUGUCGUCAUGGUCCCGCGUCGGGAUGCCACCACAGAACGCCUCCUCGAGUCGUUCCGCCAGGCUAUGCUUGACCUCGACACCCCCUUGUUCUGUGAGGAAGAGGACGAACUUGCGGGGCAGGACGACUGGGUUGAGGACGAUGACGCGGGCAAUGUGCGGUGCUGGCUGGGUGUCUUCAGCCGUGGUGGCUCACCGCCGUCUCAAGUCGGUGAUGCAGCACCCAUAGAGCACUCUCUGACUGGCCACGGCAGCCAGUGA